GAGAAGAGAAAGAAGAAGCUGAACAAGAACAAGAACAGAAAGAAGAAGAGACCACUUGUUGCUGUUACCAUUUUCUCUCUCUCUCUCUCUCUCUCAUCUCUUCUUAGUUCUAACUUCCCACCCUAACUUGGGAAUAGCAAGACUUUGAUUAGAGUCAAUUGGUUGUUUGGUUGGUAGUUAGUUUGAUUCAAUUCUUUCUCUCUUUUCUUUCCAUCUCCAUCUUUAAAAUUGUGUCAUUUUUUGUAUACAUAGAAUGGCACAAUUACCUCCCAAAAUCCCAAACAUGACACCCAAUUGGCCUAAUUUCACCCACCAAAGAAUACCUUCCAUGAGUAGUUUGAUGCCUACCACCACCACCACCACCCAACACCAACCACAACCUUCACAACAACCCUCAUGGGUUGAUGAAUUUCUCGACUUCUCGUCUGUAAAACGCGGCGCUCACCGGAGAUCGGCAAGUGACUCAAUUGCCUUCCUUGAAGCCCCUCUUGUGGUAGAAGAAUGCAGAAGCUCCUCAUCAGCCACAUUAAGGCCCACCAACAAUGAAUUCGAUAGAUUAGAUGACGAACAACUCAUGUCUAUGUUCUCCGACGACAUUUCAGCCAAUGUACCUCCCACGGUUUCAUCUUCUAAUCCCUCCACACCGUCAGAUCACAACAGCAUUAACGAUGACAAACAUACACCAUCCGAUCAGCAUUUAAAGAAUGAUUCCGCUGAGGUCCAGAGCUCAUGCAAACCUGACCCUCCUCCUCCUCCUCCUCCUCCUCCUACUUCUGCUAAUGGUGAUCCCAUUGUUGAUCCUAAACGGGUCAAGAGGAUACUAGCCAAUAGGCAAUCUGCACAGAGAUCACGAGUGAGGAAGUUACAAUACAUUUCCGAGCUCGAACGCAGCGUAACAUCCUUACAAACGGAAGUAUCGGCAUUGUCACCAAGAGUUGCAUUUCUCGAUCAUCAAAGGUUGGUGCUUAACGUGGACAACAGUGCUCUCAAGCAAAGAAUUGCAGCUCUAGCUCAAGAUAAGAUCUUCAAAGAUGCUCAUCAAGAAGCAUUGAAGAAGGAGAUAGAGAGAUUAAGGCAUGUGUACCACCAGCAGAACCUAAAGAAGAUGAGCAAUAACACACCAACUACUACUACUACUACUACAAAUACAACUGCGCCACCUUCUGAUACACACGGUGGUCAUGUGGACAAGGGGCGGCAACUGAUUAAUUAA
Telopea speciosissima is the source of this 1213-nucleotide messenger RNA. RefSeq names its product basic leucine zipper 61-like. Bases 254 to 1213 code for a protein of 319 amino acids. NCBI's taxonomy places the organism in Eukaryota, Viridiplantae, Streptophyta, Magnoliopsida, Proteales, Proteaceae. Gene Ontology annotation, biological process: positive regulation of DNA-templated transcription. Gene Ontology annotation, molecular function: DNA binding; DNA-binding transcription factor activity. The transcript has 4 exons. The record is from RefSeq and is a predicted model, not a curated record. Gene Ontology annotation, cellular component: nucleus.